Haplochromis burtoni (Burton's mouthbrooder) is the source of this 1143-nucleotide messenger RNA. Its product is annotated as phospholipase A and acyltransferase 2. Gene Ontology annotation, molecular function: glycerophospholipid phospholipase A1 activity; A2-type glycerophospholipase activity. Bases 117 to 638 code for a protein of 173 amino acids. NCBI's taxonomy places the organism in Eukaryota, Metazoa, Chordata, Actinopteri, Cichliformes, Cichlidae. Gene Ontology annotation, biological process: N-acylphosphatidylethanolamine metabolic process. Gene Ontology annotation, cellular component: cytoplasm. The transcript has 4 exons. The record is from RefSeq and is a predicted model, not a curated record.
GCUUUGUUUUUUACUUUAUUGUUAGUUAAUUGUUGAAUGUAGUAGCGCAGCAAACACACCAGACUGGGAGAGCAGCAGGAGUUCUCAUUUUAAACCUAAAUAACUGCGAGUCAGCCAUGAAUUAUCAACAGCAGAUUGAUAACAUUGUGUCCACUGCAAAAUUUGGAGACUUGAUUGAGUUUUCCUACCCACUCGGAUAUUCGCACUGGGCCAUCUAUGAUGACGAUGGACAUGUAAUCCAUUUUGCGGUUGCAGAUGAGAAGCAACUAAUGACAACUGUUCGUACUUAUCUGCAAAAAAUCGUGCCAGUAUGUGGGGACCUUCUCCUUGGAGAAACCAAGAUUCGCAGAGUCCCUGUUGGUGAGGUCAAUGUCCCACAUGGAGCCCAUGCGUUGGUCAGUAACAAUCGCCAUGCCUUCACACCUUCAGCACCUGAGGAUAUGAGGCUACGCCGUGACGCCCUUCUCAAUCAAUCCCUUCCAUAUAACCUUUUUACUCUAAACUGCGAGCACUUUGCCACUUUCAUACGCUACGGGAAAGCUGUGUGCAACCAGAUCCCUGCAAAACCCAAGAAUGAAGAGUGCACAGGAGCAACUACAGUUUUCAAAGACAUUGUCAACUCAAAGCAAACUGAUUAGAAACCUUUUCAUUUCUACAUAUAUAAACUUGUGCGGUGCCUCAGUUUGGUCUUUCUGAGUCACAUCACCGUAAAUAUCCAACAUGUUCUCUUCGUCUGGCCCUCUAUAGAGCUUAGCCUGGUUAUUUUUUUAUGAAGCCACUUAUGGGAUUGGCAGUAUGCACUGCAAGGUUUAAACUUACUUGUUUUUUGCCCUUAUUUAUUCAUUUGCAAAUGCUUAGUUGAAACCGAUAAAUAUUUUUUCUCAGCAAAAUAUCUUUAAUAAUUCCUCCAGAGAAAAAAACAAUCUUGGGAUUCAUAAUUUGGCCGAGCAAAAGCCCUGAAGCUAUAAGGUUCACCACGACAAACCACACGCUGGCAAGCUGAAAGCACGUGAUGAUUAUAACGCCAAAAGAUAACGUGUGAUAAAAAAAACAAUGUAGAUACUGAUGUUCUACUGAUGUUCUCAUAUAAUAUAUCAGAUAUAUUUUUCUGUUCAGUCACAAAACAUAAACAAAUUCACCUAA